Molecule: messenger RNA, 1208 nt
Organism: Delphinapterus leucas (beluga whale)
Lineage: Eukaryota; Metazoa; Chordata; Mammalia; Artiodactyla; Monodontidae
Source: RefSeq, a predicted model, not a curated record
CCCCUCAGAAGAAGACCUGCCCAUGGUCCCCAUCUGUCACCCCUGCCCACACUCCUGUCAGCGGCCCGACCCCAGUCAUCAGGCCCCUGGUCCAGAUGAGUGAGCUCUGCAAGCCUGAGGCAGACCUUCAGGCCCCAGUCCAGGCCCAGGGCCCAGUGGAGGCGCAGCUGUUCGGGACCGAGGGGGAGGAGGCUGCAUCCCCCUCGUCCUCCUCCUCCCCAGUCCGUGCCCACCCCCCAACCCAGGCUGAGUCCUUGUCCCAGGAGGCACUUGGUGUGCUGAUGGCUGACCUGGUGGGGUUCCUGCUCCUCAAGUAUCGCACCAAGGAGCCAACCUCCAAGGCGGAGAUGCUGAGUAUGAUCCUCCGGGACCAUUGGGACCACUUCCCCGUGGUCUUCAGCCAUGCCUGCGAGUGCAUGCAGCUGGUCUGUGGCAUGGACGUGAAGGAGGUGGACCCCAGCAAGCACACCUAUGUCCUGGUCCCCACCCUGGGCCUCACCUGGGAUGCCAUGCUGACCGAUGGGCAGAGCACGCCCAAGGCUGGCCUCCUGGUGAUGCUUCUGGCUGUGAUCCUCCUGGAGGGUGAAUGUGCCUCUGAGGAGGAGGUCUGGGAAGCACUGAGCGUCAUGGGGGUGUAUGCAGGAAAGCACUGCAUCUAUGGGGAGCCCAGGGAGCUGCUCACCAAAGUGUGGCUGCAGGAGGGCUACCUGGAGUACCGGCAGGUGCCCCACAGCGACCCCGCCCCCUACGAGUUCCUGUGGGGUCUCCGGGCCAACAUGGAGACCAGCAAGUGGCAGGUCCUGGAGUAUCUGCUCAGGGUCCAUCGAUGGGAUCCCAGGUCCUUCCCAUCCCUGUCUGCAGAGGCUGUGAGCAUUGAGGAAGAGGGGCCCUGAGCCAGAGCAGCAGCCAGGCUCCUUCCAGGUCCACGUCCAGCAGCUUUUCUUGCAGGGCAGGAAGGGAGGCUGAUACUCCACUGUGAGUUUGAAGAGGGAGCAGUCAGCCUUCUAAGUAGUGAGGGUCUGGGAGAGUUAGGGGAACACGGUGUAUAGCAUCUUUGGGUUCCUGUUGUGUAUGAUGACAUGGAAUUUCAUCUCUGUUUUCUUUAGGAAUUCUUCAAAUAUUGUUCCUUUUAAAAGAAGGCUUAAUAAGCUUCGGUAUCUAAGUUUGUGAAUGGCAUUGAUCACACAUGUAUUUGCGCUAAUUCAGUU